Molecule: messenger RNA, 4162 nt
Organism: Rhododendron vialii
Lineage: Eukaryota; Viridiplantae; Streptophyta; Magnoliopsida; Ericales; Ericaceae
Product: pentatricopeptide repeat-containing protein At5g04780, mitochondrial-like
Exons: 6
Coding region: 283-3105 (940 amino acids)
Biological process (GO): RNA modification
Molecular function (GO): zinc ion binding; RNA binding; protein binding
Source: RefSeq, a predicted model, not a curated record
ACGGAAAAAAAUCGGUUUUGAGGGAAAGAGGGAAACGACGUCGCAUGGCUUAAAGGGUUGGAAGGCUGAAUUGCUGGCUUGAUCUGAACCGUUCAAUAGUCUUAUUAAUGCGUUGUCAGAUUUGUGUGAAAAGAUGGGAUAGAUCUUUGGAGAGAGAGAUGUGAAGAGGAUCCGGGGCCGCUGUGGACGGGUUUGUUUGAAAAACAGAAGAAAGGACCCAAUUGGUUAGAGGAAUUUACCAAGAGAGACAGACAUCAGUGAAAGUGAAAGGGGCAGAGUUUUAUGAAUGCUAUCAAAUGGACCAUGAAACCUCGACAGUUAUUUUCCCUCCAAAAGAACCCGCUCCCCCAACUACUUUACCGUCCCUUUAAACGCUUCAUCCAAACCUCACCUGAGUAUUCCUUUGACCAAAACACCACACCCAAGUCACACUUAAUUGAAAAAAGCAACAACUUCACACCCACCACGUCCAUUUCCUACUCAAAGCUGCUAUCAAACUGCUGCCAAACCAAGUCUCUUAUUCCAGGUCUACAAACCCAUGCCCACAUUACCCGGAUCGGGUUAUCAAACGACAAGAACCUGCGAAACCAUUUGGUUAAUUUGUACUCCAAGUGUGGGGCUUUUGGGUAUGCACGUAAACUGAUCGAUGAAUGUCCUGAACCAGAUUUGGUCUCUUGGUCUGCUUUGGUAUCUGGGUAUGCUUGGAAUGGGUUUGGCAAGGAAGCCCUAUUGGCUUUCCGCGAAAUGCACUUGUUGGGUCUUCGGUGUAAUGAGUUCACUCUCCCAAGUGUGCUCAAGGCAUGCUCAAUCACAAAGGGUUUGAUGCUAGGGAAGCAAGUUCAUGGGCUUGUCAUGGUAACAGGGUUCGAGUCGAAUGUUUUCAUCGCGACUACUUUGGUUGUGAUGUAUGCGAAAUGUGGUGCACUAGAGGAUUCAAGGAUAUUGUUCGAUUUGAUGCCGGAAAGAAACGUUGUUUCUUGGAACGCGUUGUUUUCUUGUUAUGUGCAGAGUGAUAUAUUUGAGGAAGCAUUGGGUUUGUUUCGAGAAAUGAUCUUAAGAGGAAUAAGACCAGAUGAGUAUAGUUUGUCGUGUAUAUUGAAUGCUUGUACAGGGAUGGGGGAUAUCAAUCAAGGGAAAAGAAUUCAUGGGGAUUUGAUAAAACGGGGGUAUGAUUCUGAUCCAUUCUCUGCAAAUGCACUUGUUGACAUGUAUGCAAAAGGUGGAGAUCUUCAAGACUCAAUGGCUGUUUUUGAAGGAAUUGGAAAGCCUGAUAUUGUCAGUUGGAAUGCUAUUAUUGCUGGUUGUGUUCUUCAUGAGUACCAUGAUUGGGCUUUAAAAUUGUUUAGGCGGAUGAAAAAUUCAGGAACUUGCCCAAAUAUGUUCACCUUGUCGAGCGCUCUAAAAGCCUGUGCUGGAUUAGGACUCGAAAAGUUGGGUAGACAGUUGCACUCGGUUUUGCUAAAUAUGAAUAUUAAAUCGGAUCCAUUUGUGAGUGUCGGCCUUAUCGACAUGUAUUGCAAAUCUGGUUUGUUGGAGGAAGCAAAGGCGGUUUAUUGGCUGAUGCUGCAAAAGGACUUGGUAGCAUUGAAUGCCAUUAUAUCUGGACUGUCACAGAAAGGGGAAGAGAUAGAAGCUCUUUACCUUUGUAGUGAUAUGUAUAAAGAAGGAAUAGGAUUGAACGAGACAACUAUGUGUGCAAUCCUCAACUCCACAGCUAGCUUGCGAGCGGUCAACAUUUGCAAACAAGUUCAUGCACUUUCUGUAAAAUCGGGUCUUCAAUCUGACGUCUAUGUUUCAAACAGCCUCAUUGAUUCGUACGGGAAGUGUGAAAAUGCAGAAGACGCAUGUAAAGUUUUUGAAGAGUGCCCAUUUGGUGAUUUGGCAUCUUUUACUUCGAUGAUUGCAUCUUAUGCUCAAUGUGGAAAAGGAGAAGAAGCUCUAAAGCUUUAUAUCAAGAUGCAAGAUAUGGAGCUUAAGCCAGAUCCAUUUGUUUGUAGUUCCCUUCUUAAUGCCUGUGCUAAUCUAUCUGCUUACGAACAAGGGAAACAAAUUCAUGUCCACAUCUUAAAAUUCGGAUUCAUAUCGGAUGGUUUUGCUGGAAAUUCUCUUGUCAAUAUGUAUGCCAAGUGUGGAAGUGUAGAUGAUGCUGGUCGAGCUUUUUCAGAGAUACGCGAUAGAGGCAUUGUCUCGUGGUCUGCUAUGAUUGGUGGACUUGCUCAACAUGGGCAUGGAAAAGAAGCUCUCAAUUUGUUCAAUGAGAUGCUUAAAAAUGGCAUCUCCCCAAAUCAUGUAACUUUAGUUAGUGUCCUCUAUGCAUGCAAUCAUGCUGGCUUGGUAACCGAAGCAAAAAAAUACUUUGAGUCAAUGAAAGAGUCAUUUGGGAUUGAGCAAACGCAAGAGCAUUAUGCUUGCAUGAUUGAUCUACUUGGUCGAGCUGGAAAAUUGGACGAGGCAAUGGAUCUUGUGAAUAAGAUGCCAUUUGAAGCCAAUGCUUCUGUUUGGGGGGCUUUACUUGGUGCGGCGAGGAUUCAUAAAAAUAUUGAGCUUGGUCGACGUGCUUCUGAGAUGCUUUUCACACUCCAACCAGAAAAAUCCGGCACUCAUGUUCUUUUGGCAAAUAUUUAUGCAUCGAAUGGAAUGUGGGAAAACGUGGCAAAGGUGAGAAGACGUAUGAAAGAGAGCAAUGUGAAAAAGGAACCAGGGGUAAGUUGGAUGGAGGUGAAAGACAAAGUACACACGUUUAUUGUCGGAGACAGGAGCCAUUCUAGAAGUGGAGAGAUAUAUGCAAAGCUUGAUGAGCUGAGGGAUCUGAUGAAUAAAGCUGGGUAUGUUCCUAUGGUAGAGAUUGACCUCCACGAUGUUGAAGAAAGUGAGAAGGAGCUUCUUCUUUUUCACCACAGUGAGAAGCUUGCUGUGGCUUUUGGGCUAAUUGCCACUCCGCCAGGAGCUCCCAUUAGGAUUAAGAAGAAUCUUCGAGUCUGCUUGGAUUGCCAUACCGCAUUCAAGUUCAUUUGUAAAAUUGUUUCAAGGGAAAUCGUCGUUAGGGACGUAAAUCGGUUCCACCAUUUCAGAGAUGGCUUAUGUUCUUGUGGGGAUUAUUGGUAGGAUUUGUGUUUUUGAUUGAAUUUCCAAAACCAGAUGCUGAAGACACGUCAAGGAGCCGAGGUUUAUAUCAUUGAUAGGUUGCCGACACCAUGUGGAUUAGUCCGCUCCAGUGUGGCAUUGGAUCAUCCCAAAACCAAGUUCUUAAUGAAUUCAUGUAGUGCUCUUAAUUGAGCUUAGUUUACCAGAAAACUUGCAACAGUUUGUGACCAACCAGUUUUCUCGGGUUGCUCAAACCGGACGAUGCUCCUUCACUGGAAAUGGGUCACUUGAGUCUUCUGUAUCUUUGUCUGAGCUCAGGGAGAUAUAUUAUGUGGUAAGGUUGUGCUUGCCUAUGGAGCUGAAAGUGAUCGAGUUAUUAGUAUUCCUGGAGAAGAUUUGUCAGGGAUACACUUGGGCGGAGAAUUUGUUUGGUGGUAUAAUGGGCACCCUUACUACGGACAUUUUGCUCUGGACCUGAAGAGCUCUGAUGCAGCGGUUAUUAUUGGUCAGGUCUGCUUGGGAAGCUGUGAGGACUAAAUUUCCAGUGCAGCCUUGGGCAAAGGUGGUUUGGUUCAAGAAAAACUAUCCAUGCUGGGCAUUUAUUCUUUGGCUAGCUGCUCAAGGGAAGCUGAAUACUAAAGACAGGUUACAUAAAUGGGGGAUGACUGCGGAUGAAAUCUGUCCUUUGCGUAGUAGAGAACAAGAAACUCACAAGCACCUGUUUUUUGGCUGCUCUUUUUCCAAAGAUGUGUGGUCUGCAAUAUGGAACAAGUCUUCCUCUGUUUGUGGGCCUAACUCUCUGGAUGAACCCACAUUAUGUCAUCCAAAGAUAUGGAGUUUGGGGUGGUGCAUGGUGGUCCAAAUGUAAAACUUAGUUUAUAUUUGGUACUUUUGAAGUAGUGAUUAAGUUUCUUCUUUUGUAGGCAAGAUCUGAGCUUCGACACAACGCUGCUACAGUGCAAGUUCCUAUUGGAUGGAAGAUGACUUUCAGGGUCUCGUUGACAUUGUGCAGUCAAAAUCUUAUUAUUUUCAUGGUUCCAUGAAAAAAUACUCACCCGAAGAAGUACCUCCAAAUAUG